GGCCAUUUCGGGUUUAACGAAGCCAUCUCUCGCGUAUGGUGGGUAUUUUCCGCCGAUAUCAACCAAUCAAACUCUAGAAGAAAAAUGCACGGAGUAUUGUUUGGUGGUGCACAAAGCAGUCUUCGAUGACGGGAUAAAGCUGGUAGUGGAACUUAAUAAGAAGGCCAUUACUUUAAAAUUAAAGGAUCUGAAAAUUGAGGAAACAAGUAUACAGGUAAAACAGAAAGAUGACCAGAUAAAAUCUAUGGCCGAGAAUAUAAAUAAUUUACAGAGCCUUUUGGAAAAGGCUAAAGCACAGUUGAAAUUAUAUGAAGAACUUUUGAAAAUAAAAGAUAAAGAAAUGGACGAUCUCAUUAAGUCAAAAGGUCAGGCAAAGCAGCUGAAGAUGAAGGAUGAUGAAAUUAUUGCCUUAAAUAAACGAAUCGAGGACCUGAGUGCAAAGAUUUCGUCCAAAGACAUGGAAAUAGAUGGCUUACAAAAUCAGACUAAGUCCGAUUUAACAAAAAUAAGUAAACUAACAGACGACUUUUUCACAUGUAAUGGAAGAGAAAAGUGUCCCACCGGCCAUCCAAAUGGCAUAUUCAAAAUAAACAAGCCCGGAAUGGAUGUUUUCAAUGCCUUCUGCAAUUCGACCGGCUGGAUGGUUGUUUUAAGGCGUCAGGCCCCAGGAACAGAGGACUUCAAUCGAAAAUGGGUGGACUACAAGAAUGGAUUUGGCGACCUAAAGGGAGAAUUUUUUAUCGGACUUGAGAAACUUCACCAACUGACUUGGAAUACACCACACGAGCUCUCCUUUAGGCUUGGGGAUGUUAAUGGAACCACUGUAUAUGCUCACUACGAUGCAUUUCAAAUCGGGAGUGAGCAGGUCAACUAUGUCCUUACAUCGGUGGGAAAGUAUUCGGGAACUGCCGGAGACUCCUUUACACAACAUAAGGGAAUGGCGUUCACCACAGUUGACCGGGACAAUGACUUAGCGCAAAACAAUUAUAAUUGUGCGAAUUACUUUGUCGGCGGUUGGUGGUACCAUAAUUGUUUUUGGAGUAAGCUCACAGGAAAGUACUACAAAGAUGGAAUAUCACCGAGUGAUGGAAUUGGAAUUCACUGGGCUGCUUUUCGGGGCUACAAAAACUCGCUAAUUUUUGCUGAAAUGAUGAUAAAGCCCAAGUCCAAGUAAACCAGUGCUGUAAAUAAAUGUGAAACCCUUAAAAUAUUUA
Drosophila biarmipes is the source of this 1214-nucleotide messenger RNA. Its product is annotated as fibrinogen C domain-containing protein 1-like. The record is from RefSeq and is a predicted model, not a curated record. NCBI's taxonomy places the organism in Eukaryota, Metazoa, Arthropoda, Insecta, Diptera, Drosophilidae. Bases 245 to 1174 code for a protein of 309 amino acids. The transcript has 2 exons.